GACCGCAGCUUCCGGUACUGGCGGUCCAGUCGAGCUCAUUGACGAUGACAGCUAAGAAGUCUGGCUCUCGUCUGGAGACCGAGAUAGAGCGAUGUCGGUCGGAGUGUCAGUGGGACAAGAUACCGGAGUUGGUGCGGCAGCUUUCGACCAAACUUAUAUCCAACGAUGACCUAGGUGAGCUUCUUUUAGGAGAAUGCAAACUCCAGACGUACUUGAAGGAGAAUCCCAUCAAACAGGGAUCCAGUCCAAGAGGACCAAGACCCAAACUAGUGGAGGUCAGGAAACACCUCACUGCUGCUCUGGACAGAGGAAACCUGAAGCCGGACUACAUGCAGGAAGGAAGUCUGCUCAUGGCCAAACUGUGCUACGUGGAGGGAGAAUAUCAAGAUGCGUUAGCUAGCUAUAACAAAGUGAGUCUUGAUGACAUGCAGCUGACUGGUGCUCCAGUUUAUCGUCUUUCCAUGAUCGCUGAAGCCUAUGCUACGAAAGGACUGUGUUUGGAGAAAGCGCCAGCACUGUCUCCUUCUUUCUCCAACAAGAACACUGGGUCACCUGCGUCGCAUAGAAGCACCAGCAACCAGGAGCAGGAAAUAAUCAACUGUUAUGAAAAGUCUGGGGACAUCGCUCUGCUGUACCUGCAAGAGGCAGAGAAGGCACUGUCUGUCGGAAUCCAGAACCGCAGUCCAAAGCCUGGUCCAGCCUCACAGGAGCAGGAACUGGGUUACUUCCUUGAGACGGGCCUGCAGCGAGCCCAUGUCAUUCACUUCAAAAACGGCAACCUCACUCAGGGUGUCGGCCGGUUUCGGGAAAUCCUUCGAGCAGUGGAGACCAGAACGACUCAGAACUUGCGUAUGACCAUUGCAAGGCAGCUGGCUGAGAUCUUACUGAGGGGAAUGUGUGAGCAGAGUUACUGGUCUCCUCUUGAAGACCCCCCCACUGUCUCACCCCUGGAUGACCCCACGCAACAAGGGCACGCUCACACUAAAGCCUACCGCCUCAGCCGCCACGCACGAGUCUACUCUGGAGAGAAACUAUUCUGCCCACAAGAGAACACAGAAGAAGCUCUGCUGCUGCUUCUCAUCAGUGAGUCCAUGGCCAACCGCGACGCCGUUCUGAGCAGAAUCCCUGAACACAACAAUGACAGAAUCAUCAGCUUGCAGUCUGCUUCCGUGGUCUAUGACCUGCUGACCAUCGCUCUGGGCAGAAGAGGGCAGUAUGAGAUGCUAUCAGAGUGUUUGGAACGAGCCAUGAAGUUUGCCUUCGAGGAGUUCCACUUGUGGUACCAGCUUGCUCUGUCUCUGAUGGCUGCUGGAAAAUCAGCUCGAGCUGUAAAAGUACUCAAAGAGUGCAUUCGACUGAAGCCGGACGACCCAACUAUCCCACUGCUGGCUGUCAAACUGUGCAUCGGGCCGCUGCACUGGUUGGACGAGGGCGAGUGUUUCGGAAAGAUGGUGAUCGACAUGGGAGAGAAGGCUGCAGAGUUCAGAGCUAAAGGAUACCUGGCCAUCGGACUGGUUUAUAGCCUCAAAGCCACUGAUGCGUCUUUACGAAGUGUUCAGGAGGAGUACCAGAGGAAAGCUUUGGGAGCCUUUCAGAGGGCCCAGAAUUUGUCACCCACAGAUCAUCUGGCAGCUUUCUACUUGGCACUUCAGCUGGCUGUAUCGAGACAAAUUCCCGAGGCGCUUGGCUAUGUCCGCCAGGCGCUGCAGCUUCAAGGGGAUGACGUUCACUCCCUUCACCUGCUGGCACUGCUGCUGUCAGCCCAGAAACACUACCAUGAUGCUCUGAACAUCAUCGAGAUGGCCCUGUCAGAGUACCCGGAGAACUUCAAUCUGCUGUACACAAAGGUGAAGCUCGAGAGCAUGUGUCGGGGGCCAGAAGAAGCACUGCUCACCUGUAAACACAUGCUGCAGAUCUGGAAGAGCUUCUACAACCUCACCAACCCGAGUGACUCGGGCCGAGGCAGCAGCUUGUUGGAUCGAGCCAUUGCAGACCGACGACAACUCAAUGCCAUGACUCUGCCAGACUUCAGUGACCCUGAGACCGCCUCAGGGUCUUCGUCCUCACACUCUGGUUCAGAGCAGAUCUCCCCCACCUCCCCUUCCACCCUCUCCACCCUUUCUUCCCCUUCCUCUCCUGUCUUCAUCCUUCAGCCACCUCCUUGCAAAAAGCCCUCUUUCCUCCCACAUCCUCCUCCUGCGACCCCCAAGACAAGGACUCACUCCUUUUGCAACCACAUUGUUUACCGCCAGCUCUCCUCCUCUAGUGGCAUUCAGGAAGCUAACACUCUUGGUUUUUCCUCCAUGUUUUCUGUUUGCUCAGUUCAUGCCACGUCCAUCGCAGCCAGCCGGGUGGAGCAGGCACUGUCUGAGGUGGCCUCCUCCCUGCAGAGCAGUGCGCCCAAACACGGACCCCUGCACCCCUGGAUGACCUUGGCGCAGAUCUGGCUGCAUGCUGCUGAAGUUUACAUCAGCAUGUCCAAACCUGCCGAGGCGACGGCCUGCACGCAGGAGGCGGCCAACCUCUUCCCGACAUCCCAUAAUGUUUUGUACAUGAGGGGGCAGAUCGCAGAGCUGAGGGGAAACAUGGACGAGGCCAAGCGCUGGUAUGAAGAAGCUCUGUCAAUCAACCCCACACAUGUGAAGACCAUGCAGAGGCUGGGUCUGAUUCUGCACCAGCUGCAGCGCUACAGUCUCUCAGAGAAAGUUCUCAGAGACGCGGUGCAAGUGAACAGCACGGCACACGAUGUGUGGAACAGCCUGGGAGAAGUCCUGCAGACUCAGGGAAACGCUGCAGCUGCCACCGAGUGUUUCCUGACCGCUCUGGAGCUGGAGGCCAGCAGCCCCAUUCUGCCCUUCACCAUCAUUCCCAGGGCACUAUGAGACACCCGCCACUGCACAGCUGCCACACCCACAGGUCACGUGUACAAACUUGAGCCCAUUAUGCCUUGCUGUGGUUGUAACAUAGUUUCGUCUCGAAUGAGGCGCCUCACUGUCAGUGUGUUUGUGUGUGUGCAAUAAAGUGUGUCACCAACAGAACACACAUUUUCAACACUAGUGUGUUUCCAACAAACCCAAUGUUGCUGUUCAACUGUAAUGUUACUGUAAAGCCGACGGGCAUAACCAAUGGAUCACAGAUGUCUGUUCGCCUAACUCCUUUCACAUGACAAUGCCAACCUUUUGUGACUUCAAAUCUCAAGAACCCUGCUGUUUUUGUCAAUUCAUUUCUUCCUGCUUCUGAUCAAAGUUUAUAGAAAUGGCUUUAUCAGAUUUUUAAUUAGAAUUCGUCAUCCAUAUUUGAGGUCAGUAUUUACACCUGCAGAUGUAAUUAAAUUGAAGUAGCCACGGUGAUGUCAAACAUUUCUUUGUUACAAAACCUUGCAUGCAUUUUGUUUAUGUCACGUUGUCAUCAUGAAAAGUUGAUGAAAAAUGCCAAAAUACUUCUUGAUAAACGCUGCCAUGUACUGUCACGUCCUGAUUGAUCUCUCUCACUAUAUAUAAAUAUGUUGUAUAUUGGAUUCCUUCUGUGUGUUAUGAAUGUUUUAUUUUUAGAACCUAAAUUAUGAUUCUAUUUUCUGCUGAGUCAUGUUACUGUUAUGCUGAAUAAUGACAAU
Molecule: messenger RNA, 3613 nt
Organism: Synchiropus splendidus (mandarinfish)
Lineage: Eukaryota; Metazoa; Chordata; Actinopteri; Syngnathiformes; Callionymidae
Gene: ttc7b
Product: tetratricopeptide repeat domain 7B
Exons: 23
Coding region: 45-2882 (945 amino acids)
Biological process (GO): phosphatidylinositol phosphate biosynthetic process; protein localization to plasma membrane
Cellular component (GO): plasma membrane
Molecular function (GO): protein binding
Source: RefSeq, a predicted model, not a curated record